Messenger RNA from Rosa rugosa (rugosa rose), 1114 nucleotides. RefSeq names its product OVARIAN TUMOR DOMAIN-containing deubiquitinating enzyme 2. Lineage: Eukaryota; Viridiplantae; Streptophyta; Magnoliopsida; Rosales; Rosaceae. Gene Ontology annotation, biological process: endoplasmic reticulum unfolded protein response; protein deubiquitination. Bases 201 to 824 code for a protein of 207 amino acids. Gene Ontology annotation, cellular component: cytosol; nucleus. The transcript has 9 exons. The record is from RefSeq and is a predicted model, not a curated record. Gene Ontology annotation, molecular function: cysteine-type deubiquitinase activity.
AUUGCAAAUAAGCAAACAUACCAUAACACCACCAGGAUAAAGAAACAUCAAAUGGCGGUCCGCGCCCACCUUUAGUUAGCGACAUAAGAACGCAUAUGCAAUCCCCAAAACCAGGCCCCUAGGCACUCUUUAUCAUUCCUUCAUCACCCAAAACAGGAAGAAUACAAAAACACAGAAAAAGGUAUACAAAUUUUUGUAAUAUGGAAGGUACAGUCGUUAGAAGAGUUAUUCCCUCAGACAAUAGUUGCCUCUUCAAUGCAGUUGGGUAUGUUAUGGACCAUGACAAGCAAAAAGCUGCUGAAUUGAGACAGGUUAUAGCUGCAACGGUGGCAAGUGAUCCAACGAAAUAUUCUGAAGCAAUUCUGGGUAAACCAAAUGAAGAGUAUUGUGCUUGGAUUCUCAACCCAGAGAAGUGGGGAGGUGCUAUCGAGCUUUCAAUAUUAGCAGAUUAUUAUGGACGUGAAAUUGCAGCAUAUGAUAUCCAGACUACAAGAUGCGAUUUGUAUGGUCAGGAGAAAAACUAUUCUGAAAGGGUUAUGCUGAUCUAUGAUGGGCUUCACUACGAUGCUUUAGCUAUGUCUCCAUUUGAAGAAGCCCCGGAGGAGUUUGAUCAGACUAUAUUUGCAGUUAAGAACAAGACCAUUGGGCCAGUGGAGGGCAUCACUCUUAAUCUUGUGAAAGAGCAACAACGUAAAAGGAGCUAUACAGACACUGCCAACUUCACUUUGCGCUGUGGGGUGUGCCAAGUUGGACUUGUUGGCCAGAAGGAGGCUGUAGAGCAUGCAAAGGCGACUGGCCAUGUCAACUUUCAAGAAUACAGAUAACAGACCGCAAAAAAAACAAACCAAAAUAUAGUCCCAUUUCAUUGGAGUGAGAUUCCUGAUUUCCAUAGAAUUCAAUUAUUGAUUUAUGUUGUGUCAAAUUUGACAUAUAAAUUGUAAUGUACUUUUGAAUAAUUUAUUCUGGUUGUGGGAAAUGGAAAUGGGACAUGUAUGUUGUACCAUACCAUGAUACCAAAAAUAAAGAAAAAGAAAUGUUGUAAUUGGUGUACCUAUCACUGUAUCAUCAUUUUAUGGGAUCAUGUUAUCUGAUCUACUGAUUAUGUUUUCCUUAA